Messenger RNA from Sphaeramia orbicularis (orbiculate cardinalfish), 778 nucleotides. RefSeq names its product sperm-associated antigen 16 protein-like. Gene Ontology annotation, molecular function: protein binding. Bases 26 to 712 code for a protein of 228 amino acids. Gene Ontology annotation, biological process: axoneme assembly. The transcript is spliced from 2 exons. Lineage: Eukaryota; Metazoa; Chordata; Actinopteri; Kurtiformes; Apogonidae. The record is from RefSeq and is a predicted model, not a curated record. Gene Ontology annotation, cellular component: axonemal central apparatus.
ACCAACUAGAUGAUCAAAGUAAACUAUGAGCUCCGCAAAGAUAAAUACUCUAGAAGAAGCCCAAAAUGCUCCAACCGAUAGCGAUGAUGGCUAUGAGUAUGAAGAAGUGCCCAUUGAAGAUGAAUGGAGUCUGACAGAAGGAGAGGAAGACUUAGAGGCGACGGUCAAAGCGAUUCAGGAUCGGGCACAAGCUAGUGCUGCUACGUCCACAGCCUCCAACACAAGCCGACCUGAAACAGUCGACCAGUUUUUACGCAACUUUCUGCUUCAGAUGGGCAUGAAAGACACCCUGGACUGCUUUCAGACAGAGUGGAAUGAGAUGAUUCAGAGAGGACAGCUGGAUGCCGGGCGGGUCGAGGUGGUGCCGGAUGUGUACAUAGAAAACCUGCGUUUAGAGAGCGACCUGAAAAAUGCACAGCGGGAGAGGGACGAGUACAGACAGGCAUCCUCUGCUGCAGCUGACACACUAGCCAGAGUCCAGAAAACCAGAGACUUCCACCGGUUACAGCACAAACGUGUAGUCCAGGAGAAAAACAGGCUCAUCGAGGACAUGAGGAAGCUGAAGGUCCAGUGUGAUAACUACGAACCUGCAGUGAAGCGGAUCAAUGAAAAAUACCAGACAGUCCUGAAGCAGACCAUGCUUAUGACUCGGGAGAGGGACAAGGCUUUAGGCCAGGUGAGCCGUCAGUCAACUGAGGCCCCUCCUCCCUGACACGCCCCCUUCUGUGGGAAAGCAGGGCCUGAGUGAUGUGACAGGGCCGGGCAGCGGUGACAACAG